Molecule: messenger RNA, 2275 nt
Organism: Coccidioides posadasii C735 delta SOWgp
Lineage: Eukaryota; Fungi; Ascomycota; Eurotiomycetes; Onygenales; Onygenaceae
Source: RefSeq, a predicted model, not a curated record
AUGGCGUCUACACAGAACGAGCCGAAAUCAUAUGACUACAUAGUAUGCGGAGGAGGGACAGCCGGCUGUGUGGUUGCCGGGCGUCUAGCCGAAGAUCCAAAUAUCACGGUUCUUCUCGUCGAAGCAGGCCAGCACAAUGAGAACCUGGAGAAUGUCCACAUGACUGGCGGGUGGCUGAACAAUCUGGACACGGAGGCCGAUUGGAAUAUCAUAACUCCUCCAAUGCCUGGUGUGAACAACAGACAAGUGAAACUCAGUAGGGGAAAAUUCCUGGGUGGCUGCAGUGGUGUCAACGGUACACUGUGUGUUCGCGGGUGUAAACAGGAUUAUGACGACUGGCAACUCGAAGGCUGGAGUGGGGAGGAAUUCUUUCAGUAUAUGUCGAAGGCGGAAACAUUUCACCCAAAACCUUGGUUCCAAGCAAGUGAAGGCAGUCAUGGAUCCUGUGGGCCUCUGCAUAUAGAGCCUCAUGAUCUCGCCCCGAUUUCACAACGCAUUAUGGACUCGUUUGUUUCUAAGGGCCUGCCCUAUGACGCGGAUAUGUUCACUACUGGUGAAACACCACAUGGAUGUGGGCAUGCGCCGAGGACGGUGUAUCGAGGCCUGAGAUCGACAUCUGCGGACUUUGUGACGAAGGAUUGUCAAAGAACAAACGUAACUAUCAAGACCGAUACUAUAGUCGAUAGAAUUCUCUUCGAACAAGACGACAAGGGUGCUCUCUGCGCGAAAGGCGUGGUAACGAUUGCUGCUGAUGGGACCCAGCAGAUUUUCCACGCGGAUAGAGAAGUAAUUGUCAGUGGGGGUGCUUACUGCAGUCCUGCAAUUCUUAUGAGAUCAGGAAUAGGGCCAAAGGAGGAGUUGGAGAAGCAUGGUAUUCGCUGCGAAGUUGAUUUACCUGGCGUAGGGAAGAAUCUCAUGGAUCAUCUUAUCGUCUUCAUGUUUUACGAAACAGAAAAAGAAGGCUUAACAAACGACCAUCUUAUCUACCAUGGGGACGCAAAGGAAAAGAGCUACGCCCUGUGGAAGAAUCAUAAGACGGGUUUCUUGUCGACUUUUCCCUUUGGAGCCUUUGCUUUCGCUCGACUCGACGAUCGCCUCGCAGAUGAGCCGCUCUGGACGCAGGCAAAACACGAGCCAGGCCGAGAUCCUAUGGGCCUGAUGCCAAGUCAACCGAACAUCGAAUUCUUCACGACGGAAUGUUAUGGUGGCCCAAAGCAGUAUUCGAAAUACCCUAUCGAUAAUAAACAUGCAUUUUCGAUUAUCGCAGAACUAUUUGGCCCUAGAUCCCGUGGCACGGUGACACUGAAAUCGAGCGAUCCAAGAGAAAACCCAGUCGUCCACUGCAAUUAUCUCGAUGACCCAUUAGAUUUGCUUGUUUUGGCCGAGGCAUGUCGAUUUGCGAACGAGAUUGUCAUGACUGGCACCGGAACAAAGGAUAUUGUGAAAGGGUCGUGGCCGCCUGAACUGACACACCAUACGUAUAAGACGAGGGAAGAGUGGGUGCCAUAUGUCAAAGAGCAUGCGACAACGUGUGAGUUUCUUCUGUUAUAUCUUCCAAAGAAUCUUUUGGUGUGUCCUUGGAACUGACACAAGAUCAUCAGGCUAUCAUGCAGCAGGAACGUGUGCCAUGGGCAAAUCUGAAAAUCCUAUGGCAGUCCUGGAUGAGAAACUUCGUGUCCGGGGCGUUUCCGGAUUGCGUGUCGCAGAUUGCAGUGUUAUGCCACUCCUUCAUGGGGGCCAUACACAGAUGCCAGCGUACGGGAUCGGAGAGAAAUGUGCAGACCUGGUUAAGGAAGGCAAUUAAGAAUAAUCGCCUUGCACGUAGAACCCCACGAGGCUUUUGGAACCACCGAAGUGUGGUUGUUGUAUUAUCAUUGAGCAUUGAAUACGGAUGAUACAAUAUUGUAGUGUAUGGUACCUCCGACUCAAAUGUGUCACCUAUCAAGCAAGUCAAAAAUGGUCAUAUUCUUCACCAUGCAGCUUGUUUCAGUAGAGCAGCCCAGCUCUACUCUCGCGUCUUGCGGAUCUAAAUGUCCUCGCAUCAUCGUAAUGAUUCUAGCGGCGGUUUCGCAGGAGGUGACUUGGCCUGUAUCGAGUUCACCUAGGCACUGUUGCUCUGUACAGCAUCCUUCACGCCUCGCCAGACCCGCAGGCUCUGACAUGUGUCUUGGAUGAUCCUGGCUGGCAGGUUGGGCUUGCAGCGCUAGUUGACGUCCAUUCCCCUCUUUCACCAAGUGUAAUUCGCCUGGUCUUGGGCAAAUAUCCGCCGAUCUCG